ACGUAAAGAACCAUCAUUUUAUAUUUUCAAACUUUGAAUCAAGAAAAUGAGUCAAAGAAAAUGUAAUACUAUAAUCUGCAUUCACACUUUGUUGCUUCCCAUGGAAAACCCCUAAUUCAGAGAUCUACCCCUCUCCCCUCUUCUCACAGCCUUAAGAAGCACUUGGUUGGUGCUUCUGUUUAGACUGUUUCGUAAUGUGGAUAGUAACUAGGUAAAGAGGAGUACAAUGAGAUAUUAAGAUAGAAUGGGAGAUAAGAAAGUGUUGGUAAGUAGAAGAAAAAUUAGGUAUUUGGAUGAGUUGAAGUAGAAAUGGUCAAUCAACCUAAAUUGAAUUGCAAUAGAAAUUGAAAUUUAAAAGAAUGCGUGAAAUUAGUCAUCCACCAAUCUGAUCGGCACAGGAAUACAUAUCAGGCCCUCAAAAUUAUAACAUACCAAGUAUCACACAGGCUCACAUAACGGUCUAAAAAAUCUUAAUUAAUUUGAUAUUCAAUAUUGUUGGAAUUUGUAUUUUUAAUAUUUCAAAACAAUGUAAAAUUUUGUAGUUGAGUGGUUUGGUGAGAUUGUAAUUGAUUAAAUCGGUGGAAGGGUAUUCCAAUUUCCCUCAACGUAUUACCGUAACGGCUGGACUGAAUGAGUUUUAAAUUGGAGAGUCCAUGUGUCUUAAGAAUUCACCGUCUUAUGCGUUGGUUGAGUUGUAUGUUACCACAACUUCGUGUUCUAUGGACCGAUGGGGAGGGAGUAUUUGUAACUAACAUCGCUGUGUACAAUCCACAACCGACAUACCCCUCUAUUCGCUCAACAGUUUAUUUACUUGCCGUGUAUCUGGUUUUAACUCCCCUUGCAUUCAUACUUAUAUAAACCUCUCUAUAUGUAUGUACCCGUUUUUUGGUUUUUAUUUUUCCUUACUCUGCACACACUUCCUGACCUGCAGCCAUAUGAUGGCAAUUGGGAUGUUAAGGUUCGUAUGCUGAGGAUAUGACAAUUCCAUUACACAUGUUAAGAUGCCUUCAUUGACCGAAAUGUAAGUCUACUUCUGCUAUGAGUUCUCUAAUAUCUAAAUAUGUUAAAAUUUUCCUUUAGCAGAGUUAGUGCCAUGUGUCAAAUGUAUUCCUCACUCUACUCUCUGUUCGUUGUGUCUCAUUAUGAAAUGUCUAAAUCUGGGUUAUUUGCAUGUGUUAAUCCUUUAUUUGCAUGGCUCAUUUGCAUGUGUUGAGCCAAAGGGAAUAUGGAUUUACUACAACCCAUGCUACGAAAUUUUUUCUGGAUCUUCAUGCACCUGUACUUCAUCCUUUCAUGAUAUUAAGUUGUAAUUCUGAACGCUCAUUUUUUACACAAAGGGAACCACCCGAGCCUCUUCAAAUUGAGCAUGAAAUUCGUGAUAUCACGUACGAGGAAGCACUGGCUAGAUCUGAGCUAGCAACGCUGAUGGAAGUGGCAGAGGUUCAAACGGAACCUGAUGAAUAUGGUAUUUUUAUUCUAUCUCUUAGAUGUAGUUUCUCGGCUAUGUCUAUCUCAUGAUGAACCUCUACUUUGUCAUUGACUUAUAGUAAUUAUUUAUGCUUUUGCUAUCAGGAAAUCACUAUAUGAUUGUAGGAGCGAUGAAGGAUGUAAGUUGUUCAUGGGAAAGUGAGACAAGAUGCUAUGUUGAUCAUUUUGUUCUACAAGAUCCAUCGAUGAUGGUGGAAGCCAUUUUCACUUCUUCUGACCUUAGAAGAAUCGUUUCAGAGGUAGUAAGUCAUGAGGAAUUUGCUGCGACGGACAACUAUGUCGACUUGCUGACCUCUAUUCCUGGAAAUGAUUAUGAGAUUCUUCUUGAAGUUGGAGAUCGGAGUUAUGUGGCCAAUCGUUGUGAUUUGGUUGUGGUGAAGUUGUUUAAGGUUUAGGCUGCCUCACACCAUGCCACCACCACCAUUGUUGCAUUUUUAGGUUGUUACUUUCAAGCUGGGAACCAUUGUGUGCUUUUGUUUGCCGCAGAAUUAGGUGAAAUUAUGUUUGGUGUUUGCUUUGAAUCCACUUAUAGACAUUGUUGCUUUGGGUUUUCUCUAUUUCAAUGAUUGUUGUGGGUUGGCAUGAUAAUUGUUUUUUUACUAAAUCCCGAUGUUGUUAAAUUUGACAAGAUUACAGCUUCGAUUGUAGUUGAGGUAAGUAGUAACAUUACAAUAUUGUUAACUUAUGUUUAUAUAGGUGAAUUUUCCAUAAUUUUUUUGUAUGUUUAACUUAAAUCACCAGAAAAAUUGUAAGAACUAAAUAUUAUUUGCUGAAAAGUGGUUUUCGAAAAAUAAGAAAUUGAGGUAUCUGUA
Linum trigynum is the source of this 2300-nucleotide messenger RNA. NCBI's taxonomy places the organism in Eukaryota, Viridiplantae, Streptophyta, Magnoliopsida, Malpighiales, Linaceae. The record is from the annotation of a GenBank genome assembly.